Messenger RNA from Hipposideros armiger (great roundleaf bat), 374 nucleotides. RefSeq names its product unconventional myosin-VIIa-like. The record is from RefSeq and is a predicted model, not a curated record. Gene Ontology annotation, cellular component: cytoskeleton. Lineage: Eukaryota; Metazoa; Chordata; Mammalia; Chiroptera; Hipposideridae. The transcript is spliced from 2 exons. Bases 102 to 374 code for a protein of 90 amino acids.
CAGCCGCCUCCUGGGUGGUGGUAGGCAAGUAGGCGAGGGCAGCAUAUGUGUCCCACCUGCUGCUGGGAGGGAGGCUUUUCUUCUGAGGCAGUCUCCCUUCCAUGCUUCCCCACCUGCCUAGGGAUGAGAUCUACUGCCAGAUCAGCAAACAGCUCACCCACAACCCCUCCAAGAGCAGCUAUGCUCGGGGCUGGAUCCUUGUGUCUCUCUGCGUAGGCUGCUUCGCCCCCUCUGAGAAGUUUGUGAAGUACCUGCGGAACUUCAUCCACGGGGGACCCCCUGGCUACGCCCCAUACUGUGAGGAGCGGCUCAGGAGGACCUUUGUCAAUGGGACACGGACACAGCCGCCCAGCUGGCUGGAGCUGCAGGUGUGA